GGGGGGUGAAAUAAUUCGACGUAAGGCGUAAAGUAUUCAACAUGACGUCCGCAUCCGCAGCUAUAUAUCCCCCAUUGUCGAAAGCUUAUCUGCCACCUUGUAUUUAAUACGGGGACCAACUACCCCAGAUUUGUAAAUUCUAUGGCCACGUCAACCAUCCCUUUCGAGGUCACACCUGGGGUUGUCGCACGACGCACCAUGGAUUUGCGCCAGCUGCAUAGCUUUGACUCCCUUGACACGCUCCCGGAUGUGUCUCAUCCUCCCCAUUCGCAGAAACCUAGACCACUUUUAUUCUGGUUUGGUUAUCCCGUGGACUUUGCGAAGCUCGAAGCCUUCGUGCAAGAACAGAGCCCCCUCCAUCCUGAGCUCUCUCAGGAUUACACUCGGAGCGAGGGGAUCAACCAUGCUUGGAAUCGCAUCUUCAUCAUCGGUGUCAUACGCAAGAUCUUCGGGGAGUCGACUCGACUAAUUCCCGUGUAUGGCCGUAGGGAGGGCAAACCCAUUAUAGUCAUGUCUUUCUACUGCAACUUUGACGCUCCAGAAAGAGUGGUGCAUGAAAGUGAGAAGGCGUUUGCCCUCAAGUUCACCAGUUUGGAGGGGGAGCCCAGGUGGUAUCUUGACUGGCGUCGCAACCCCGAUCCCUCAGACCUGUAGAAAUCCGCUGUAUAUCCUCUAUGCCCCACCCCCGCCGUGAAUGACUGUAAGAAUAAGUACAAGCCUAUGUAUUAGCAUGUAUGAUAAGAGUUGGCCACUUGGUGUAUUUUGGGAUAACGUGCUUCUUGCGCGAAUGAGUCGCGUAUAUAUACAUUUUUAUUGGGCGAUACCAC
Molecule: messenger RNA, 827 nt
Organism: Suillus clintonianus
Lineage: Eukaryota; Fungi; Basidiomycota; Agaricomycetes; Boletales; Suillaceae
Exons: 3
Coding region: 142-654 (170 amino acids)
Source: RefSeq, a predicted model, not a curated record